GAAGGAAUACCGGCUUCUUCGCAGGGGUCCUUUCGCCUCCAAACCCCUAUGCGGCCAGAGCCUUAAUCAUGGUUAACAUUUCUGUGAACACACAGCCAGUGUGACUACCCGAUUUUCUCAUGUUUAGUUCUUACAGUCUCUUUCCAUGUCUGGUUGAUUCUUUGCAGCUCUUUCGAUCAUGACUUGGGUGCACCAUGCCUCGCCCGAGGUUGAAGCGGAGUCGCAAUACCGUCUGAUACUUGGGGUGUGUCUGAGCUUGACGCUGUCUAUGGUUCUCAUUGUCUGCUUGCGCCUGACCAUUCGCUAUCAUGCUCGUCGCUUGGAGGCCUCCGACUAUGUGAUGGUGGUGACUAUGAUCUUUAGUAUCAUCUAUAGUGCACUAUGUAUCGCCCAAAGCAGGUACGGCCUAGGGCUUCCCUUGAAAUUACGACCGAAGGAGGAUCUGUCGCAAUACACCAAGCUCAACUAUGCCGGUCGGCCCUUCUACCAAGUUGGUAUCGCUGGGUUCAAGGCUUCGUUGUGCCUCAAUUACCUGCGCCUGAUCUCCGGGACAUCAAAAACACUCUUUCGAAUCCUGAUCUGGGUCACCAUUACUCUCUCCACCGUGGGUCACAUUGCGGGAGCAUUGGUCCUGAUUUUCAACUGUCACCCGGUUGAACGGGCCUGGAACCCUACAAUAUCCGGAUCGUGUCUGCCCUCUGGCCCGACAUUCUAUGGACUCGCGGCAUUUACCAUUAUUUGCGAUGUUAUGAUCAUCAUCCUCCCCAUCCCUUUGCUCCUGCAGCUCAACAUCAAGCCUGCUCAGAAAGCUGGAGUGGUGUGUCUGUUCCUCCUUGGGCUUUUUACGACCAUCUGCUCCAUUCUCCGACUAACUCAGAUUCACCGGAUUGCCCAUGGAGAUGGGAAUUCGACGAUGUUGGUCCUUUGGGGCACCAUUGAAUUUAACGUCGGGAAUAUCGUGACGUGCAUUCCAUUCCUUGCCCCUCUGCUGAAGGGCGCUGUGCGCGAUUUUCGAUCGCACAGCGACCGGAAGCAUUAUGAUGGGCGAAGCUACGCGUUACAGUCUUGGUCCAAAGACCAACGCUCCCAGCUGCGUUCGACAACCUCAGCGGCACCACCGCGCACCAGACGGACUCCCAGUGAGGAGCUGAUCCUGGAAAGUGGGGGUCCUGAGGAAGGAGGGAUUCAUAUGACGGUGGAGCUGCGAGUCUCUUUGGAGGAGAAGUCCACGAAAGAGCGCUGAGGAUGGCCAUUUUCAGUAUUGAUCCUCACGGCUUCCGACGCCAUCCGCCGUUUGAGAUUUUCUUUGUGUAAAUUAAUCACGUAGCAGUCGGGGAAGACCGAAUUUUCUGAUAGCUCUGAACCCUGUCAAUAUUUGGUGUCGUCGCUGCAAAUAAGGAUUGGGAAAGGGUUUGUCAGGGGGCAGAACUAAAGCAGGGUUGAGACCCGUACCCACUUAACUACCCAGUCAGUGCUGACGGCAAGUCACGGCACGGACUGGCUAGACUACUGUCAAG
Aspergillus homomorphus CBS 101889 is the source of this 1517-nucleotide messenger RNA. RefSeq lists its product as uncharacterized. The coding region runs from base 179 to 1243 and encodes 354 amino acids. The transcript has 6 exons. Lineage: Eukaryota; Fungi; Ascomycota; Eurotiomycetes; Eurotiales; Aspergillaceae. The record is from RefSeq and is a predicted model, not a curated record.